AUGAUGGAUUUGCUUUUCUUUUCUCUUUUACUUCUUGUUGGAACUUCAGAGACACAGGUUGAUGUUUCCAAUGAUGUUUAUGGCACUGGGUAUGAUGUAACGCUCUCUUCAAUUUCUGCUACAACAUAUAGCUCACCUGUGAGUAGAACAGUGACAACAAACGUGACAAAACCAGGGCCUCCAGUCUUCCUAGCUGGCGAGAGAGUUGGAUCUGCUGGGAUUCUUCUUUCGUGGAAUACCCCGCCUAAUCCAAAUGGAAGGAUCCUAUCUUAUGUUGUUAAGUACAAAGAAGUAUGCCCGUGGAUGCAGACAGCAUACACCCGAGCGAGAGCAAAACCAGACAGUCUGGAGGUUCUUCUCACUAACCUUAACCCUGGAACGACAUAUGAGAUUAAGGUUGCUGCCGAAAACAGCGCUGGCAUUGGAGUGUUUAGUGACCCAUUUCUUUUCCAAACUGCAGAAAGUGCUCCAGGUAAAGUGGUCAAUCUGACAGUCGAAGCCCUCAACUAUUCUGCAGUAAACUUGAUUUGGUAUUUACCCCGGCAACCAAAUGGCAAAAUCACUAGCUUCAAGAUUAGUGUCAAACAUGCCAGAAGUGGCAUAAUAGUGAAGGAUGUCUCCAUCAAAGUUGAGGACAUUUUGACCGGGAAAUUGCCUGAAUGUAACGAGAACAGUGAAUCUUUUCUGUGGAGUACCUCCAGUCCCUCUCCAACCCUCAGUAGAGUCACGCCUCCCCUCCGCACUACACAUUCAUCCAGCACAUUGGCACGGAAUAAGAUCAGCUCUGUGUGGAAAGAGCCCGUCAGUUUUGUGGUGACUCACCUGAGACCAUAUACGACAUAUCUCUUUGAAGUUUCAGCUGUUACAACUGAAGCAGGGUAUAUUGACAGUACUAUUGUUAGGACACCAGAAUCAGUGCCUGAAGGACCACCACAAAACUGUGUAACAGGCAACGUAACAGGAAAGGCCUUUUCAAUUUCGUGGGACCCACCAACUAUUGUAACAGGGAAGUUUAGCUACAGAGUUGAAUUAUAUGGACCAUCAGGGCGGAUUUUGGAUAAUAGCACGAAAGACCUUAGAUUUGCAUUUACACACCUGACACCAUUUACAAUGUAUGAUGUUUAUGUUGCUGCAGAAACUAGUGCAGGGGUUGGACCCAAGUCAAAUCUUUCGGUAUUUACCCCUCCAGAUGUUCCAGGUGCAGUGUUCGAUUUACAAAUCACAGAGGUAGAAGCCACAGAAAUCAGAAUUACUUGGAGGAAACCUCGACAACCAAAUGGAAUCAUCAACCAAUACCGUGUGAAAGUGUCAGUCCUGGAGACAGGAGUCCUUUUGGAAAAUACUCUGCUCAUAGGACAAGAUGAGUAUAUAAGCAGCCCCAUAUCUCCAGAAAUGAUGAACCUAGUGGAACCAAUGAUAGGAUUUUAUGAGGGUUCAGCAGAGAUAUCUUCGGACUUGCACUCCCUGGCUUCAUUCAUAUAUAACAGCCACCCAUACAAUGACUUUCCUGGCAGGACUAGAGCUGAAGACCAGAGUUCACCAGUUGUAACCACCAAGAAUCAGUAUAUUACUGACAUCACUGCUGAACAGCUGUCUUAUGUUAUCAGGAGGCUUGUGCCAUUCACUGAGCACACGGUUAGUGUAUCUGCUUUCACCAUCAUGGGCGAAGGACCACCAACGGUUCUCACUGUUAGGACACGUGAGCAAGUGCCAAGCUCCAUCCAAACUAUAAACUAUAAAAAUAUUAGUUCUUCAUCUAUUUUGCUAUAUUGGGAUCCUCCAGAAUAUCCUAAUGGGAAAAUCACUCAUUAUACAAUCUAUGCAAUGGAAUUGGAUACACACAGAGCAUUCCAGAUGACUACCGUAGAUACCAGCUUUCUCAUCACAGGGUUGAAGAAAUAUACAAGAUACAAAAUGAGAGUAGCUGCCUCAACUCAUGUUGGGGAAGGUUCUUUGUCAGAAGAAAAUGACAUCUUUGUGAGAACUCCAGAAGAUGAACCUGAAUCCUCACCUCAAGAUGUCAAAGUAACUGAUGUGUCUCCAAAUGAAAUGAGAUUGCAAUGGUCCCCACCUGAAAAACCUAAUGGGAUUAUUAUUGCCUAUGAGGUGCUUUACCAAAACACAGACACCUUGUUUCUAAAGAACACCUCAACAACAAACAUAAUUUUAAGUGACCUAAAACCUUACACCCUCUAUAACAUUUCUGUCUGGUCAUAUACCAGAGUUGGCCACGGCAAUCAGUCAUCCUCAGUCCUCUCUAUAAGGACAUCAGAGACGGUGCCUGGUAGUGCACCAGAAAAUAUUACUUACAAAAACAUUUCCUCCAGAGAAAUAGAGAUAUCCUUCCUUCCUCCAAGCAGUCCGAAUGGCAUUAUACAAAAGUACACAAUUUACCUCAAGAGAAAUAAUGACAGCGAGGCAAGAACUGUAAAUACAACCUCUCUGACACAGAACAUUAGAGGACUAAAGAAAUAUACCCAUUAUGUGAUCGAGGUGUCUGCUAGUACAUUAAAAGGUGAAGGAAUUCGGAGUUUACCAAUAAGCAUACUGACAGAGGAAGACGCUCCUGAUUCUCCUCCUCAGAACUUCUCUGUGAAACAGUUGUCUGGUGUCACUGUGAUGUUGUCAUGGCAACCACCCUUGGAGCCAAAUGGAAUUAUCCUCUAUUACACAGUUUAUGUCUGGUAAGAAUUUUUUUGGAAGUAGUUCUGAGAACAAAUAUUAAUUUGUAAUAUAAUAGGAAUGUAGUGUUUAUUUCACAAUGUGAUGCUGUAUUAGGGUCCUGAUUAUUAA
Molecule: messenger RNA, 2793 nt
Organism: Cricetulus griseus (Chinese hamster)
Lineage: Eukaryota; Metazoa; Chordata; Mammalia; Rodentia; Cricetidae
Source: RefSeq, a predicted model, not a curated record